This is a messenger RNA of Tripterygium wilfordii, 2347 nucleotides long. RefSeq names its product receptor-like serine/threonine-protein kinase At2g45590. The transcript has a single exon. Gene Ontology annotation, molecular function: protein kinase activity; ATP binding. Bases 21 to 2039 code for a protein of 672 amino acids. The record is from RefSeq and is a predicted model, not a curated record. Gene Ontology annotation, biological process: protein phosphorylation. Lineage: Eukaryota; Viridiplantae; Streptophyta; Magnoliopsida; Celastrales; Celastraceae.
ACCAAUUCUCUCUUAUCUUUAUGCACAGAGAGGAGAGGAGAAGAGAAGAGAAGAGAAGAGAACAACCCAUCACUAUCAAUGCCGGAGUAAACAAAACUAAAAUUAUGCCAUCUAGACAAACGCCGGCGGUGGCAGCGCCGCCUCCCUACCAUCGCCGCCCUUCUCGCAUCCACCUCGCAUUUAUUCUUAUAGGAGUUCUUUUAUUUGCGAUUAUUUCGCUUCUCGUUUUUGUUUUUUUCUUGUAUCGGAAACUCUCCCGCAACCGUACUGCCCCAACUGAUUCCAGAUCUCCCAAUCACCAUCUGCAAAUUAGGAGAUUUUCGUAUUCGCUCCUCCGGCGUGCAACCGCAUCAUUCUCGCCGUCGUGUAGACUAGGACAUGGGGGAUUCGGUUCGGUAUACAAGGCUUCUCUUCCGUCCGAUCGAGCAGUUGCCGUCAAGCUCAUGGACCCCAACGGUUCUCUUCAGGGGGAGAGAGAGUUUCACAAUGAGCGCUCUCUUGCUUCGUCUUUUCACUCUCCCUACAUUGUCUCCCUCCUCGGAUACGCAUCUCACCGCCGCAAGCUCCUCCUCGUCUAUGAGCUUAUGGAGAAUCGCAGCCUCCAAGACGCCUUGUUGGAUCGUAAGUGCCCCGAGCUCAUGGGCUGGACUGUGCGAUUCCGUUUAAUACUCGACAUUUCAAGGGGUCUAGAGUAUCUCCAUCACUAUUGUACUCCUCCUGUGAUCCAUGGAGACAUCAAGCCGAGUAAUAUCUUGAUUGAUUGUGAUUUCAAAGCCAAAAUUGGGGAUUUUGGUCUUGCCAGAGUGAAGAGUGAGGAUCUGGUGGAGGAGAGGAAGGAAGCUGUCGGUGGAGAAGAUAACGGGUCGAUUUUGGAGGAGACGGAGAGUGUAGUUACAGGGUAUGAGGAGAGUGCGGUGGUUGCCACUGAUCGCUCGCCGGAGAGUUUUGCACUUAGGGUUUUGGAUUCCGAGGCAUCACCGGAUACUGCCCUGGCCUUGUCUCCGGAAUUGGGGGUCGAUAAAGGGAGUGUCUCGGAUGCUUGUUUCGAUAAGGCCAGUGUUGAUAGUGGCAAAGAUUUGGUUAGUGGUGGAAAGAAAGGUGGUUCUAGGAGAGAUUGGUGGUGGAAACAGGACAAUGGAGGAGAAUCCGAAUCGGGGCGAGUGAAGGACUAUGUUAUGGAGUGGAUUGGAAGUGAAAUCAAGAAGGAGAGACCUAAGAGUGACUGGAUUGCUUCAGCUAGCAGUUCUAAAAUUGAAAACAAGAAGCGUAGGAAAAAAUUAGAAUGGUGGGCAGCAUUGGAUGAAGAGAGGAUUCAAAAGAAAGAGAAGUACAGAAAGCCCAGGGAGUGGUGGAAGGAAGAGUUUUGUGAGGAGCUCACAAAGAAGAAAAAGAAGAAAAGAGGACUUAGCGGUGGAGGAGACGCAUGGUGGCAAAAGGAUGAUGAUGUAGUCGAGGCGAGGAAGAAAAAGAAGAGCAGGAGUAGCAGGGGAAGCAUUGAUUGGUGGUUGGAUGGUUUUAGCGGUGAAUUUCGAAAUGGCAGAAGAAAUAGCCAAGAUUGGGCAAGUGGAGAAAUACCCAAGAGUGGUGGUAUUAGUAGCACACCGAGUAUGAGAGGAACGGUAUGUUACAUUGCCCCUGAAUAUGGUGGCGGCGGCCUGCUUUCAGAGAAAUGUGAUGUGUAUAGCUUUGGUGUUCUGCUUUUAGUUGUAGUUUCUGGAAGAAGGCCUCUUCAAGUAACUGCAUCCCCAAUGUCAGAAUUCGAAAGGGCGAAUUUGAUAUCAUGGGCUAGGCAACUGGCUUACAAUGGGAAGCUUUUGGAUCUUGUUGAUCCUUCCAUUCAUUCAUUGGAUAAACAACAGGCAUUGCUCUGUAUUACUAUUGCACUACUCUGUUUGCAGAGGUCACCAAGCAAGAGGCCUACAAUGAAAGAAAUUGUUUGUAUGCUUUCCGGCGAGGCUGAGCCACCCCACUUACCUUUUGAAUUUUCGCCAUCGCCACCGUCAAAUUUCCCAUUUAAGUCCCGGAGGAAGGCACGGUGAGUUUGUUUCAUUGAUGUUUCAUUAACUGUAGGGUGUGAAAUAUUGUAGGGCACUUCUAAUCCUUAUGUUUUGUAGAAUGUAACGCAAAAAUGAGGUGAGGAAAGACAGCAUGAUUACAUAAAUUUCACUAAUUCGGGCUCUAAUCUGUUAGUGAUAUUUGCUCAACGUUAACCUUACCUUUCGAAGAGUGAUGAUUUUAGGCACAAUUUGACCUUGUUGCACAGAUUGUUAUUGAACUUUAGGAAUCCCAGUAUUUCGGUAAAUGUAAAGAUAUGAUGAUGAUGAUAUUUACUUUUGCUUUUCAAGUG